Octopus sinensis (East Asian common octopus) is the source of this 1985-nucleotide messenger RNA. Its product is annotated as twist-related protein 2-like. The transcript has a single exon. Gene Ontology annotation, molecular function: protein dimerization activity; RNA polymerase II transcription regulatory region sequence-specific DNA binding; DNA-binding transcription factor activity, RNA polymerase II-specific. Bases 1011 to 1598 code for a protein of 195 amino acids. NCBI's taxonomy places the organism in Eukaryota, Metazoa, Mollusca, Cephalopoda, Octopoda, Octopodidae. The record is from RefSeq and is a predicted model, not a curated record. Gene Ontology annotation, biological process: regulation of transcription by RNA polymerase II; developmental process.
CCGAACGAUUCUACAGUCUUGUUUUGAUUGACGGUAUCUAAGACAUUAUAAGACUCUGUACAGGAGGAAAGUGAUAGAAAGAACUUUACGCAUAGUUAUCUCAGAGUGUCUGUGAAGGGGGAAGAGAGAGAGGAAGAGAGCGAGACAGAGAAUUACGUAGCACACAAAAACAUCGAAACACACUAUCAUGCAGCUUUUAACAGCUAUGGACUAUCAUUUACUAACACAUUCACAAGACUAUGUAUUCUGGCCACAUACUGACAGAAGCGAGUGAGAGAGGAACUUAUAAAUAAGAGGAUUGUUAGAAACCAUCACUUACGUUUUCAAACAAACUGGAGAUUGACGGACACAUCGCUUGUAUUUUCCCAUUCUACUUUGGAACUUUGGCAAAUGUUAACAACAUCUUUGACAGAAUAGUAACAGUACAUGUUGAUAUAUUCUGUAGAUGUGGCACUUCAUUCACUAAUCUUACCAUUUAAUUUUUGCAAUUGUCGCAGACGCAAUUCCUUUAAUAUUCUUCAAUAACUUUAUAUUUCUGACAACAAUUGGUUGCUUCUGUUCAACUUCCGAAACAUUUCUUAUCAAGUUAAAAAAAAAAAAUGAUAAAUUAUAACUUAACGAUCUGAGUAAUCGUUCAUUCAUAUAUAUUUAUAUAAACUCCCACAAAAUAUUACGCUCUCAGUUACACACACACACAACUUUACAUAAACAUUCUGUAUAAAAACAAGUGAAAAAAAAAAAAGAGACCUUUAAUAAAGUUUGCCAUUUGUUACUGUGUAAGCUGACUUUAUAAAAAAAUAACCUGAAACGAUUGUUUCAAAACCACAAAUAUAGAUUUUAUCGCUUUUAAUGUGGUAAAAAAAAUAUGGUCAUCUUUUAACACCGCAUCAUCUAUUUACAAAGCAGAAAAAUAUCUUCACGUGUACCAGCAUACACCAAACAGUAAACCUGAGUGAAAACUAUUUCUCCGUGGAAAAAUAUUUCGUUACCAGUAGAAGAAGACAUUGAAAAUGAUACCCGAGCAUCACUCUCUACUGGAUGGGGAUUCUUUAUCUCUGUCCACUCAUCAUCACCAUCAUCUUCACCAUCAUCAAACGUCUAAUCAGGAUAUACCCAGCAGUGAUGACGAAUCAGAAAAAAUGCGAAUACAGCGAAAACGUGGUUAUACGAAGAAUGGUCUCUGUGGUGACGUUGGUUCUCCGGACUCGUUAAAGUUGACCCCUGUCCAUUCCCUUGCUGUAACAUGUUCAUCUCACGCUUCAGCUGUUCGAAAGGCACGCCGAAAAAAUCCUCAGUCCGUCGAAGAUAUCCAGAAUCAAAGAGUUUUAGCAAAUGUACGUGAACGUCAACGUACGCAGUCAUUAAACGAAGCAUUUGCCCAACUUCGUAAAAUCAUUCCGACCCUGCCGUCUGAUAAACUGAGCAAAAUACAAACACUCAAGCUUGCAGCGCGGUAUAUUGAUUUCUUAUAUCAGGUACUUCGUAGUGAUGACACGGACAAUAAAAUGGCAUCGUGUAGCUAUAUGGCACACGAGAGACUAAGUUAUGCUUUCUCUGUGUGGCGGAUGGAAGGUGCGUGGUCAAUGGGAGGACACUGAACUUUGUAAUGAAAUUCCCACAUCCAACUGUGUAAAGAAGAAGCGUAACAAUCGAUCGUCUAUCGACGUUACACUACAGCAAACAUUGUAUAUUUAAUUACAUGUGAUAUAAACAGUAUGGUCAAAAUCUCCAGGUGCUUGACUGUGACAUUCUAUUUAAUCUGUCGAGUGAUUGUUCCUGUAAAUGGUGACAAAAGAGAGAAUUUGACAGUUCAAUGACAGUCGUCUCUACAGCUGAACCGAAACGUUGCCAGUGACCACAAGCGCCGAAUGUAUUGCAUACAGACACAGGUCAGUAAGAAAUGACAUUCAGACAAAAAAGGUGACAAAGGUGUGGUACAAAAAAAAGUGGUUAACUUCGGUCGUCAGUGUUGUAACGUUUCGUAA